Molecule: messenger RNA, 1141 nt
Organism: Megalopta genalis
Lineage: Eukaryota; Metazoa; Arthropoda; Insecta; Hymenoptera; Halictidae
Product: chymotrypsin-2-like
Biological process (GO): proteolysis
Molecular function (GO): serine-type endopeptidase activity
Source: RefSeq, a predicted model, not a curated record
UUGACAGGUACCGUUGCUUUUCCACCCUCUGUAGUAGGGUGAGUACAGAGUGGACGGAUGUAUAUAAGAAGCCAGGAUGCACAGAAUUUGCACAGUUCAAGAUGACUUUGACAAACGUAAGAUCGCUCUUCCUCCUCGUCGUUGCCGUCUCCGUCGGCAGCAAUGUGUUGUGCAGUCCGCUGUUGAACAGUUUACGAAUCCUCGACAAACCUGACCAAGCUAUCAACAACAGUCGUUCGAAUCAUCAAAAUAUCAGCAGCCUUGGUCUCUUUUCUGUGCCGGCCGAAGAAAAUUAUUCGGAUGACUUGGACACGGACAGGAUAACCGGAGGAAAAUACGCGAGGAAGAAUCAGUUUCCGUUUAUGGCUGUGGUCCAUCGGUUGAUAGGCGAAGGAUACGUUAGUCAAUGCGGUGGAACAAUUAUUUCUCGCAGAUGGGUAUUGACAGCGGGUCACUGUGUUGCCGAAGAACCGCGAAAAUUCUUCGUGCUGUUUGGCGUCAACGAUAAAUCCGGCAUGGGCUACAAUUACUACCAAGGGCCUGGGAUCUCUAUGAUGACCGAAAUAGGGGCACUUCAUCCAGCCUACAAGCCAACCAUAAAUGAUGUCGGUUUGCUCUACAUGCCGCGGGAUAUUCCAUUUGGACAAAGCAUCAAGCCAAUUAGCUUGCCAGGAUGCAACAGCAUGAACAAUGAUUUUGCCGGGAAAUUCGGUAUCGUCAUCGGAUGGGGGAAAGAUAGAUCCACAGGCGUGGGAACCAGUUCGUUGAAAUACGCCACGUUGCCGAUCAUUUCAAACUCCGAAUGCGUAAAGAGCUGGGCCGUGACGUCGACUAAACACGUGUGCACGGCAGCCGGUUACGGAGAGGACGCUUGUCAGGGUGACAGUGGUGGUCCUCUAAUCGUGUACCAAAAUAAUGUUCCUGUUCAAAUCGGAAUUGUCAGCUACGGAGACGCGAAUUGCCCUAGUAAUCGGCCUGGCGUAUUCUCAAGAGUAACUGGCUAUAUAGACUGGAUCCAACAAGUCACAGAAGAAUACUACUAAAAAAAUAAAAUAUAACAAGAACCAUUUUGCAAAACGAAAAACUUUUCUGUAAUGUAUUCAUAUAAAUAAAUAAAUAAAUCAAUCAAUCAAUCAAUCAA